GGCGAGUGCAUGCAACCCCCAUCUCACGGUGGAGCCGAGGGUCUUUACAGCUGUUAUAUUGCUUUGUGCCAACAGAUGAUGGUUAAUAUUGCAUCAGCUUUGCAAUUUCACCGAUCGACCGAAGGAGCAGAUGCACUCAUCGCAGCGGCGUUAGUAAAUAACCCUCGGCGCCUGACAAAGGGAGAGAAGGCGGUGAACUUGUAGACACUUAAAACGUCAUCUGCAAUAGUAUCCCCCCUCCCCUCACUGUAUAUCUCUCCGCGACCCAGAGACGGGGAGCAGAAAGUGAAGGAGACGCUGUGGCCGGUACUGUAACUACGAAACAUCUGAAAUCUGAUGCAGAUUCUUUGGUGUUUAAUUCCUGCGAUUUCACGGUUUUCUAAAACCUCGCCUUUCUGCCUCUUGGAAUUGCAACAGAACGUUUUUCCUCUUUUGUCUCCAGCCCUCCUUCCCAUUUUUUUCCAGGUUUCUAAGGCCGGACGAUUAUUUCUUGCGCGGAGACACUUUUGUGGAGGAGAGUAGGGUACUUGCAGUUUCUCCCUCUUCGCCGGAGAUCGCCCCGGGCAUCGGUGCGAUUUACUUGAUGGGCUCACGCCUAUGCGACUGGGCAGGACCUCCAGAGUAACCGGACACGGGGACUUCCUCUGAGUUUUAAUAAAGUUGAUCGGAAAGGGCAGCGUCAGACAAAAGCAUCGACAACAUCAGAAAGGACAUCGUCGUGGAAAGGGCGAUCGCCGGCCAGUUGCGGAUGCGCUCUUCUGGAGCGGUUUCUUCUUAGGCGUUUACAUGCGAUGGCCGCGUCUGGGGGACCGAAGGCACCGAAGAGCGAUAAGUUGGACGAGGCGCAGGCGCUGGCCAGGAACUGCGCCGGCAGACCAGACUUUCUGCCGUGCGACGGGCUGUCUAUCUGCGCCACGCACAGCCACGGAAAGUGCUUCAAGCUGCACUGGUGCUGCCACUUGGGUUGGUGCCACUGUAAAUAUGUGUACCAGCCUAUGACCAGCGUGUGCCAGCUGCCCAGUACGGUGGUGCCCCCGACUCCCGCUGACUACACUGACACCAUCAGUCUCUCCGCCUCGCUGGCUGAGCGCUUCCUCAGGACGGCUCCCUGCUUCCGCGCCCCUCCUUGCCCCGAGUCACCCAAGUAUUGCAUCAUUGCUGACCUCUUCAUCGACGACUAUGUGGUCAAACGCAUCAACGGCAAGAUGUGUUAUGUGCAGCGCCCCCCGCCUCCGACGCCGGCCCCUCCCCCGCCACAGGAGCCCCCCCAGCAACCCCCCGAGCCAGCCGAUAGAGAUCCCAAGCUCGCCCCUGGUGAGGAGGUCAGCGGGCCCAAAAUGGACCACUGCUCUUCCCCUUCCAGCUCCGAGGACUCCGGCAUCAAUGCGCUCGGCCUGCACUACAUGGAGUCGUGUGACGACGACACAGAAGAGGAGGAGGAAGAGGAGCGAGAUGAGCUGAGCACUGAUGGAGACUCCUAUCCCGGCAGCCUGUGGGACCAAGACGAGUGCACUCUGCUGUCUCCAUCCAAGUCCAUGGUGGAGAUCAUCGAAAAGAUCGAAACAACUGUGUGACAGACUCCGCCCCUUCUCCCCAAAAUUCAGUCACGGUCCGUCUCCCCCUGACUCAUAUCUGACGGUGGUUUCGCUUUCCAUUUAUUGGAACCAAUGGUUUUGGGACUGAGACGGCAGACUCUGAGCACAAAUAAUUAUUACAAGUUGGCAUUGAAGCAGCACCUCUUGGCUUUGGUAGACUGUCCCUCUACCCUCUGUAUUACAUAAUAACGCCUCAUGGCAUCCACCCGAGGGUUUCACUGUGUCCCCUGGACCCUCCACCCAAAGUCCCCAGCAUGGUUUUCCGACAGAGACCCUGUAGCAUGGUCUCAUAUCCCCAGCAGUGGUCGGGCUUUAUGCUCGACAGAGAGCGCCCUCAUGCACGCAUGCACACUCGCGCAUGCAUGCGCACUCGGGCCCAGCAUAUGGCCCGUGAGCGCCUCAGUAGCCUGCCUUCAGUAUAUGGUACGCCAGCUGGGAGCUCUUUGGAUGAAGCGAGAAAAUGGAAGCGCGUGACGUCCACAUCCCAGAAAAAGAGUCACAUCGAAAUUCAUUAGGGUGUGCCCUGCACAUCAUUCCUGCUUUACUUACAAUUAUCUUGGCAAAAUUAGAUUUUAAUGAUGAACAAAAGAAUUCCUUUUUUUUUGACAAUCAAAGAAUAAUGAAGCCUAAGAACAGCCCCCCCUUGCAGGUCAAUCUCAACACUGGCUAGAUCAAUUCCCAGUGCGCAGCGUAAGCGCAGGCACAAGGCCGGCGGGCAUGCCUUCCUGUUUAAGCACACUCUAUACCUGUGGUGCAGGCACCGUGCUGUCUUUUCAGCUUGAGGGCUGUGUAGUUCUUCCACACCUUGUGGCCAUUACCGGAUCCUAGCCGGAACAUCUGCGGCCUCUUUGAAAAGACUGAGUCAUUCGGAGAAGGAGGCUGCCGAAAGGAUCCCAGUGAGGCUCGUAGGCAAGCGCUCUGUUUACGCCAGCGCUGCCCAUCGAGGCAGCCAAGCGUCUCUCCUUACUGUUUUAGCACAAAACCCUCACAUCCACAAGCACAGAACUUGCACCUCGGUCUCCAGAGUUCUAGAAAGCUUCAGGGCUGUUCUGGAAUGGCCAAUCUCCAGGAACACCGAGAACUCCGACCGCAGGAGACGGGGAACACCUUCAGCUCAAUCUCCUCGUCCUGCUUGGUGGGGCAAAGAGGAGGACAACAUUUUCCAGGAUUAUAUAAAGAAAUACAAAGCUAACAGACGCACACAUGACAUCACAUCUCAACGUUGGUUUUACAAAAGCCAGUUUUCUUAUGACCCUUAUUGUUCGUACUCUUAUUUUCUUAUAAAGAAAUAUAUUACAGAAGUUCACUGUCUGGUGUACGUGUGUGAAAAUGUUCUGCGGCUUCCAUCAUGAAAACACCGGCUGGCUGUCUGCUGGCGUCUAAAUGAACCUUUUAGUCUACACAUCCUAUAUGAUACCUUGCUAAUUCAUUUUCAAUGUACGACUCUGCCUUCCCACCAAAUUAAUUAUCUGCCGUUAUAAUAAGACUAAUGACCGCUCCCAUUAAACUGUUGUAACAUCACGUUUUAUGCCAAAUUGCAUUGUAGCGCUAUGGCGAAGUACCCAUUCUGCCAAGGUGAAAUUCCCUUAAUCUGUGAUACAUCGAAUCAGGUAAAUAAAAUAUCUUUGUACGGUG
Brienomyrus brachyistius is the source of this 3230-nucleotide messenger RNA. Its product is annotated as UPF0524 protein C3orf70 homolog A-like. The transcript is spliced from 3 exons. NCBI's taxonomy places the organism in Eukaryota, Metazoa, Chordata, Actinopteri, Osteoglossiformes, Mormyridae. The record is from RefSeq and is a predicted model, not a curated record. The coding region runs from base 792 to 1574 and encodes 260 amino acids.